AGCAUUGCAAGCGAGCAUUUUGAGCAUGUGGUCGAGUACGCGUUGGCCGUGUGCAAAGCGUGCAGGCACGGCGUUUUGCCCAGCCAGAUCAAGAGCCAUGUGCAGCGCACGCACCCCGCCCAGCGCAAGCAAGCCAAAGCCAUAGCAGAGGAAGUAGGCAACUGGGCCGGUUUGAUCCAGUACGCCAGCGAGCUAGAGGUACCCAGCCAGGUCAUCGAGCCCAUCCAUCCGUUGCCCGUGUACACAGACGGGAUGUUGUGUCGAUUGGACCCGGACCGUUGCCGCCAGAUAUUCCGAAGCGAACGCGUAAUGAAGAACCAUUGGCGGGAUGCCCACGAGUGGUCGCCAGCAGAGAAAGGCGGACGCCCAACCCAGGUGCAGCAGAAGAAGAUACGGGAGCGCGUCGACAGGUAUUCCGAGAGAGUGCAUUGCCAGCGGUUGUUGGUGCAGGGCCAGGGGUCGCAGUAUUUCCAGGUCCAGCAGCCCACCGACGACGGACCAGAGGCGGUGCCCAUCGGCGGCGACGCAGCGUGGGCGCAGGUGGGCGAGCAGAUGGCCAAGGCGUGGGCCAGCAUCGAGACGCGGCGGCAAAACACCAUCCAGGAGGGCGAGCGAGACGAGGUGAACCCGUGGCUGGAGCGGACGCAGUGGUUGCCGUAUCUGGUGGGCAUGGAGCGGCCCGAGUUGUUGGCGUGCAUCGACGAACCCGCGGCAGAGCCCGAUCCCAGGCAGGAGCAGCAGGCCGAGCCCGUGGAGGCAGCCAUGUGGGCGGCGAUGGAGGGAUUGGCGCGGUUCAGUCAAGCGUCCGUCAUCCACCGCAUCGGCGUGUUUGUGCGGCUGGAGGCCAUCCGGACGGAGAAGCACCAGACGCGGUACCAGCCGUUGCAGCCGUACAUGGACGAGCAGUCGAUCGUCAAGCACGUGCGGCCGUGGCAGCAGAUGGUCAUGUUUUUCGCACGCACCCAGCGCGAGCACACGUGGAAGAGCCCCGCGUACCGGUUCACACGCCGGCAGCGAGACGCGUGGGAGGCGUUGGUGGAAGAGGCAGAGAGGAUUGCAGAAGGGGGGGCAGACGACGAAGAGGAAGGGGAAGGGGAAGAGAUGGACGUAGACGACGGCGAGGAGGGCAUGGCAGACGACGUCGACGAGGGCAUCGACGAGAUGGAGACAGAUAGAAACACAACCGCCGACGCCAUCGUCGAGCCGACCAAGUUGUCGAGCAUCCAGCGGGCGUGUUUGGAGUUUUGCAUCGCGUUGAUGAGCCAGAAGAUCACCCGCAGGGAGUACGACAGCGCGUUGGUGUGCGCGUUGGCCGUGUUGGGCGUCAACGAGGACGGUUGGAAGGGCGCCGAGCAGUAUCCGCCCGUUUUGUCGGCCGUCAUCAAGGUGGCGCGGUUCAUGGUCGUGCAGCAGGCGUUGGAGUUGUCAGGCGCGGCCAACGACGAGGAGGGAGACGAGCUGGACGAUUUUGACAGCGACAGCGCGUACGAAAGCGACAGCAGCCCGCCCCGACGCCGGCGCAAAGGAUGUUUGCAGUUCGUGCAGGAGAUGAUGGACCAGUUCAUGGUGCGCGGCAGCCACAGCCCGAUGCAGUGGAUGCUGGAUCUGCGGACGUACGGUUUGAAGAUCCAUUACAACACCACGUCGCGCGGGCACGUCGAGUGGGUUGGCCGGGACGAG
This is a messenger RNA of Boeremia exigua, 1680 nucleotides long. RefSeq lists its product as uncharacterized. The transcript has a single exon. NCBI's taxonomy places the organism in Eukaryota, Fungi, Ascomycota, Dothideomycetes, Pleosporales, Didymellaceae. The annotation marks the transcript as partial. The record is from RefSeq and is a predicted model, not a curated record.